Molecule: messenger RNA, 2360 nt
Organism: Zootermopsis nevadensis
Lineage: Eukaryota; Metazoa; Arthropoda; Insecta; Blattodea; Termopsidae
Source: RefSeq, a predicted model, not a curated record
CGUCUGUGCUAGCAGGCGAGCAGUAGCUACUCGCGUUACGAGACGAUCAGGGCUGCAGUCUGAUGUGUGAACGCGGGAGGAGAGGACGCGUUAAUCUGUGUAUCUCCUGUUCAGUCAGUAAGAGAGAAGUGCAAGUCUGCACGUUAUUACGGUUUGGAUGUCUCGUUUUGGUAGACGCAGUCGGGUCGGAAUGUAAUUAUGUUCAUGUGACUGUGGAGUCAAGAAGUGUUUGUUCCGGACUCGCGAAGUAUUUCGCAUGUGUGGCGUUGUUUACGGUACAGUUCUUUGCUGCGGAGUGAUUGGAAAAAAAAGGUAUUUUAAACAUAUCGCGAGAAUGUGCUGAUAUUGAAAGUGAUUUGGAACGAUCUUUACAUAGACCUACCUAGUCUGUAUGCCAAGUAAGAAUGACGUACCUCAUGGAAAACAUAUGAAUAACAUAGCUUAGAAUUCUGAAUUGUGUGUAAUGUAAUAAUAACGUUAUGGGGGAGUAUACAUAACUAGGUGUGUCAAGAAAGUGAUACGUUAUCUCGCUGUUGUCCGAACUGCUGUUAUCUCCUCCAGAGUCCACAAAACCUCAGUUGUGAUAUAAGCUUCUCUCCAUCCAGUUCAUUUUUGUUCGGGUGUGACAUUUUUGGUGUCAAGGGAUAUAUAAGAGGAGUGUGGAAUAAAUAGCAUACAAAGCAAAAGUGUUUCCUUCUGUGUAACAUGGUGAAAAAGAAUUAUGUGUUUGUUAACCUGACGUCUUAUAAGUUCGAACACUUUUAAUGAGGUAGAGCGUUUGUAACUGCAGUGGUCAUUUGAACUGGAGUGUCGUAAAAAUAGUUGGGCUUGCUAAGGCUGAGAAAACAAGGAAGUGUUACAUCGAGCACGUUCAGGAACUCUCACAAACCUCUUCGAAGUGCACUGACUGCAUGUAGUGAAACAGGAAGAAGGUCUUAUACACUCCAUAAACUUUGAUGAAGGUUGAGUUAAAAAUUCAGUACUGAAUUCAGUAUUAAAACUUUGUAAAGAACUUUUCGUUUAUAUUAUUUUUUGUGUGUGUGGAGCAUUAAAUACUAUUCCGUGUUUUGUAACAAGUAAAGCGAUAAAUAAUUUCGGGAAGUAAUAUCAACAUACAGCUGACGUAUUUCAGCGUAAUAAUAUUUACUAACAUUAACUAAAAUCGUUGGAAACAAAUCAUAUUGAAAUGUUACAUAGUUUGAACGCGUUGGCUGGCAAGAUUUCGCCCCAAAGUGGCACUGACAAUAAUGCCAACAAAGUGAACGUACCAUCUGGGCAUCACCAUCACCACCACCAUCAUCAUCACAGCAAUAACAACACACACCCUCAUCCCUACAGCAAGCCGCCACCACCAUCCCCGGCUCCAUACGAAGAGAAACAGUCCAAUGGGACGACAGGGAGCCCAGAAAUUAAUACGAUGAACAACCCCGUGAACAACAUGACCAACAACACCAGUGGCACUGGCGGCGUCAAUAACUCUGAACAACCCGACCCAGACUUCAUCAAGAUGUUCGUGGGUCAGAUCCCGCGGUCCAUGGACGAGAACGACCUUCGUAAGAUGUUCGAGGAGUUUGGCCGUGUGCACCAGAUUAACGUUCUGAGGGACAAGGUUACAGGCCAGAGUAAAGUUGGGACGCCGUGCCGUUUAAUCGGGACAGUGAAUGUUGGAUGGCGCGCUUGUGGCGUGUGGCGUGGAGGAGUCAGUGAAUCAUCGCCGAUUCACUCAGUAACGAACACGUGCUUAUUCAGACAGUGUAGCAAUAAGCAGCAAGACUUCGCUCGGUGUUGUUUUAAGCAUCCAGGCUCGGAGAUGCCAGAAACGACCGAUAGUGAAAAUGACGCCAUUUUGGAAAUGCAACACGUCAGAAACUACGAAGAGUUUGCAUGCAUCAACAACAGUUUUCAGUGUUACAAAGAAAAUGAAGAUUAUCGGGACGCAAUUGUUGAACAAAUUGCAACAAAACACCAAAAUACACCAGACGACCAGGAAGGUGAUGAGGACGAUGCACCUGAGCUUGAGCGAGUGACGACUAACCAGAAUGCCAGGACAUUCGUUGCUGGAUUACGAUCCUGCUUCAUGCAGGAAGGCGAUGAAGGCAGUUCCAUAUCUGCACCAGAUACCUGCGCUGAUUUUGUUCAGUUGCAGCCAAUCAGGAGAACACGGCAGGGCACACUCGAUAAAUUCCUCCAACAUCAUUAACUGUUAAGAACUACAUACAUGCGUGUUUGAUACAUUAAAUUGAAAUUGUUUUUAACGUAAAUAUUUUUCUCUGAUCUGUACCAUUUGUUCCAGAAUUCAUUAACAGUAUGUUGCUCAAUAAAUCAUCUCAAUAAACGGGAGUUUGCCUUUUGUUUUAAAC